This is a messenger RNA of Harpia harpyja (harpy eagle), 8165 nucleotides long. RefSeq names its product ATPase family AAA domain containing 2B (gene ATAD2B). The coding region runs from base 310 to 4635 and encodes 1441 amino acids. Lineage: Eukaryota; Metazoa; Chordata; Aves; Accipitriformes; Accipitridae. The transcript is spliced from 28 exons. Gene Ontology annotation, cellular component: nucleus. The record is from RefSeq and is a predicted model, not a curated record. Gene Ontology annotation, molecular function: histone binding; ATP hydrolysis activity; ATP binding. Gene Ontology annotation, biological process: positive regulation of transcription by RNA polymerase II.
UCGCCGCGCACCGAGGAGAGAAAGGGAGAAGGGACAGUAAUGGCGGCCAGUUAGUGCGAGACUGAGCCGAGGAGGCGGCGGCAGCGACGGGAGGAGCCGGCGCGGCUCCGUCUGUGGCUCUGCCCGGCGGACCGGCUUCCCCAGAGGACUUUUUUUUUCCUUCCUCCCCCUUCCCCCCUUCCCCCUCUCCCUCCCCUUCCCCUCCCUACCCGAGCCCCCGCCUGUCCGCCCUCCCUCCUCCCUCCGCGCCGGCGGCGGCGGCAGCGGCGGCGGCAGCGGCGGCCCCCCGUGUCCCCCCUCCUCGGGGCCAUGGUGAACACUAGGAAGAGCUCCUUGCGCCCCCUGGGCAAAGCGGCGGCCGCUGCGGCCGGAGCCGGCAGCCAUUUCAUCUCGUCCCGGACCCGCUCUUCCAAAAGGGGCACCAAGGCAGAUGCGGCCGGGCUGGAAGAGACGGCGGCAGCGCGGAAAGAUGAAGGUAGUGAUGCUAGUUUGAGUGAUAGCCACGUAUCUCCUCCUGCCAAACGUACCUCAAAACAUGCUGAUCCUGUGUGCAAAGACAAAUCAAAAUCACGCAGUACUGGGCAGCGAGAGGAAUGGAGCAUCUCAACUGGACAGUCCAGGUUAACUUCUCAGCCUGGUUCUACACUACCAAAUGGACGUAGCUUAUCUCUCAAAAGCCAUCCCCUUCGGGGGGAAAAAAAGGGAGAUGGGGACCAUGCUUGCAUAAACGGAGAUAUAGAAGUCAGAAAAAGUUGUCGGUCCAGGAAAAACAGAUUUGAAACUUUGAAUCAGAGUUUAUUGUUUGAUCAGCUAGUAAACAGUACUGCUGAAGCUGUCCUGCAGGAAAUGGAUAAUAUUAACAUCAGGAGAAAUAGACGGUCUGGGGAAGUAGAACGGCUACGGAUGUGGACAGAUACAGAAUUUGAAAACAUGGAUAUGUAUUCUCGAGUGAAAAGAAGAAGGAAAUCACUGAGGAGAAACAGCUAUGGGAUUCAGAACCACCAUGAAGUGUCCACAGAAGGGGAAGAAGAAGAGUCUCAGGAAGAAGAUGGAGAUAUAGAAGUAGAAGAAGCCGAGGGAGAAGAAAAUGAUCGGCCAUAUAAUCUCAGACAGAGAAAAACUGUUGAAAGAUACCAGGCCCCUCCAAUAGUGCCAUCUCAUCAAAAAAAGAGAGAAAAUACGCUCUUUGAUAUUCACAGAUCUCCUGCAAGAAGAAGCCAUAUCAGGAGAAAGAAGCAUGCUAUUCACAGCAGUGAUACAACCUCUUCAGAUGAAGAACGUUUUGAAAGAAGAAAAUCUAAAAGCAUGGCCAGAGCAAGAAAUAGGUGCCUGCCUUUAAACUUUAGGGCAGAAGACUUAGCUAGUGGAAUCCUGCGAGAACGUGUGAAAGUUGGGGCAAGUUUGGCUGAUGUUGACCCUAUGAUUGUUGAUAAAUCGGUGCGUUUCGAUAGUAUAGGGGGAUUGAGCCAUCAUAUCCUUGCACUUAAGGAAAUGGUAGUGUUUCCUCUUCUCUAUCCAGAAAUAUUUGAAAAAUUCAAAAUUCAGCCACCAAGGGGCUGUUUAUUCUAUGGUCCUCCUGGAACAGGUAAAACCUUGGUAGCUAGAGCUCUAGCUAAUGAAUGCAGUCAAGGAGACAAAAAGGUGGCUUUCUUUAUGAGGAAAGGAGCAGACUGUCUCAGUAAGUGGGUUGGUGAAUCUGAACGUCAGCUUCGACUCCUUUUUGAUCAGGCAUACUUGAUGAGACCCUCUAUAAUCUUUUUUGAUGAAAUAGAUGGCUUGGCUCCAGUUCGUUCUAGUAGACAAGAUCAGAUUCACAGCUCUAUAGUGUCUACUCUUCUUGCCCUCAUGGAUGGACUGGAUAAUAGAGGUGAAAUAGUUGUAAUUGGUGCUACAAACAGACUGGAUUCUAUAGAUCCUGCACUCAGGAGACCUGGUCGCUUUGACAGGGAAUUUCUUUUCAACUUGCCUGAUCAAAAGGCACGAAAGCACAUUUUACAAAUUCAUACCAGGGAUUGGAACCCCAAAUUGUCAGAUCCUUUCUUAGGAGAACUGGCUGAAAAAUGUGUUGGGUACUGUGGAGCUGACAUAAAAGCACUUUGCACUGAGGCUGCCUUGAUUGCCCUGAGACGACGCUAUCCCCAGAUUUAUGUGAGCAGUCAGAAACUACAGCUUGAUGUUUCUUCAGUAGUUCUCAGCGCACAGGAUUUUUAUCAUGCAAUGCAGAAUAUUGUGCCUGCUUCCCAACGUGCCGUGACGUCUUCAGGACAUGCGUUAUCUCCUGUGAUCAGACCACUGUUGGAGCGUACCUUCACCAACCUUCUUGAGGUUUUACACAAAGUAUUUCCUCACGCUGAAUUUAGCCAGGGUGACAAAAGUGAAGAUGUACCAAGUCUAAUAUUAGAUGAUAGUGAAGAUGAGAAUGCUUCAUCAAUUUUUGAGACGAGCUGUCACUCAGGAUCACCAAAGAAACAGUCAUCAGCUGCUAUACAUAAACCCUACCUUCAUUUUACAAUGUCAGCUUAUCACCAGCCAACCUCUUACCGACCAAGAUUACUGCUAUCUGGAGAGAGAGGUUCGGGUCAGACUUCGCACCUUGCUCCAGCACUAUUGCACAGUCUUGAAAAAUUCUCUGUACACAGGCUAGAUCUGCCAGCACUUUAUUCAGUCAGUGCCAAAACGCCUGAGGAAUCAUGUGCACAGAUCUUUCGUGAAGCUCGAAGAACAGUACCAAGUAUUGUUUACAUGCCUCAUAUUGGUGAUUGGUGGGAAGCUGUCAGUGAAACUGUGAGAGCUACUUUUCUAACUUUGCUGCAAGAUAUACCAUCCUUCUCCCCUAUAUUUCUACUGUCUACCUCUGAGUCCAUGUAUAGUGAAUUACCUGAAGAGGUGAAAUGUAUUUUCAGAAUCCAGUAUGAAGAGGUUUUUUAUAUUCAAAGACCAAGUGAAGAAGACAGAUUGCGAUUUUUCAAAGGGUUAAUUCUUGAUGAGGCAGCAAUGCCCCCACCAAGAAGGAAACAGGCUGCUCUUCGUGCUCUGGAAGUUCUUCCUCUUGCACUGCCAUGUCCUACCCGUGAGCUGUCAGAAGCAGAAAAACAGCGAAUGGAGGACCAGGAAGAGAACACAUUGAGAGAGCUGCGGUUGUUUCUCAGGGAUGUUACCAAGAGGCUGGCCACAGACAAACGCUUUAACAUCUUCAGCAAACCGGUGGAUAUUGAAGAGGUUUCAGAUUACCUUGAAGUUAUCAAAGAGCCAAUGGACCUAUCAACAGUAAUAACCAAAAUUGAUAAACACAACUACUUAACAGCCAAGGAUUUCCUAACAGAUAUUGACCUGAUCUGCAGCAACGCAUUGGAGUACAAUCCGGACAAAGAUCCUGGAGAUAAAAUAAUUAGACACAGAGCUUGUACUUUGAAGGACACUGCUCAUGCUAUCAUUGCUGCUGAACUGGAUCCAGAAUUUAAUAAGAUGUGUGAAGAAAUCAAGGAAGCGAGAAGAAAAAGAGGCUUAUCGGUAACAGCAGAACAAAUAAAUCCUCAUGGUUCUACUGUACGGAAAACAGAAGCUAGAGUUGAAGAGGCUUUCCGGAACAAACAAAAACCCACAAUGACGGUGUGGCCCAACUCUGCAAAUAAAUGUGCAUUUCGAAUAAGGAGAAAAUCAAGACGACGCUCACAGUGGGGCAAAGGCAUUAUUAAGAAGAGGAAAGUCAAUAAUUUAAAGAAAGAUGAAGAUGAUGCAAAGUUUGCUGAUGAUGAAAAUCAUGGAGAGGACAGUAAAUUGCUGGAAAAUGGAGAGCUAGAGAUCAGCACUGACUGCAUUGAGGAGAAUGGGGAGGAAACAGGAGAUCUCUCUAUGACAAAUGAUGAAUCCUCUUGUGAUAUUAUGGAUAUAGAUGCAGAGCAGAGGCUUAACAAUGGGACAUCAGGAAAGGAAAACAAUUUUGCAUCCACAGAAGAAGAGAGCUCAAAUGAAUCUCUGUUAAUAACUGACAGUGUUACCCUGAGUACUGAAAAGGAAUUAAGGAAGGACUCUACAUCAAAAGGGGACUGUGUGAAUGGAGAGACAUCCGUACACGGCUCAGAGGGUAUACCUGUUCCAGCAUGUCACAAUGGUAAAAUGGAAUCAGUUGAUGCUGUUUCACCCUGUGACAACAGUGAUGGGUCUAGUAACAAGCAAAAAUCUUCAUCUGAAGAUCAGCCAAAGGAUAAAACAGAAGCUUCCAGUGAAAGUCAAGGAGAUGAUCUAGUGAAAGCUGAGUUACCACAUUGCAGCAAUAAUGAAAAAACACUACAGAGCACAGACAUUGAAACUAAAGAUGCUGAAGCAGAUAAAGAAGGUAUAUUCAAAAGCAAGAAAACACGAAAAGUCGCUACGGAACAGUCGAAGCCCGCAAGUUUAGAGCAGGUCCUGGAGGAACUAUCGGAUCCCUUACCCUCUGUAGUUGUUGACCAUGACAGACUAAAGAAACUGCUUGAUUUGGUGGUUAAGAAAAGUGACAACCUGACUGUUGACCAACUUGAGAGAUUGUAUUCGCUCCUCAGUCAAUGCAUCUACAGACAUCGUAGAGACUAUGACAAAUCACAACUUAUAGAGGAGAUGGAAAGAACAGUUCAUGUGUUUGAAACAUUCCUGUGAACUCGUCAAGAUGGGUGGGUUUAUCCUCUCAAACUGCUCAUGGGAGAGCAGUCCUCUGAGCCAUUCAGUUUCCAUUUGCACCAAGUAUGUGCAGAGCCUUGGUCUUAAGUGCUCUCUCUUUUUCUUUCUGUUGAAUUUGGUGCUAUUGUCUCAGGUACCUGAAACCAACCAGCCUACAAGAACCAAACGGAACUUCAUAUAGUUGUAUCUGAUAUAAAUAAAGAAUACAAUGCCACAGCUUGGAGAUUUUUGGUGCUACAGAAACUGUUCUCAUUUCUGCUCUUGUUCACUCUACAUGCAUUAUCUUUGGGGAAACUUCAGGCAAAGUGGAGACCAACACAUACAAGAGGACUGGAAAGAGCAGAUCUAAGUUGAAUAUUUUUAAACAGGCAACGUUUUUUUAAUUUUUUUUUUUCCAAGUUUUCUCUUCUCUGGGGUAAUGGACAAAAAGAUCUGUUCUGAAGAAGGCAAUGAUGCAUUGUGGUAGGAAUCUUGAGUAACUGGAUGUACAGUAAUUUGAAGAUGAGGCUCUCUAGAACUGCCUUUAAUGUGCCUUUUAGUCAAUUGAGAAAGAUAAGGCUAAUCAAUUGGUUUGGAUUAUAGCAAAUGGCAAUGUUAGAAAGCUGUCUUCAGAAUGAAGAUCUCCAAAAGGAUGAUUUGUAUUCUCUUCAUUGGAUGGCAACCAGUAUUAUGGUUCUAAAAUGCCUGUCUUACUCUACAGAACUAAACUAAGACACACUGAAAAAGCCACAUACUUUACCAAAAUGGUGAAAUUCCUUUUUCAUUGGUAUAUAUUUGUUUUAGAAACAAGUUACACAGUGAAACUCUUCUGUGUUGCUAAAAAGUAAGCAUUUUCCCACCAUCUCCUUGUUUUCCAUUUUGAGUUCCUUAAGAAAACCAAGUUUAAUACUGGCAGGUUUCUUCCUGAAGUUCCGUGUUUGUAAUUUAGCUUGGACUGUGCAGUGCAGGAAGGAGACACUAUAGUCUUUCAAAGUCCUGGAGCCCAAGCUCACUUGAAAAUAAAACUUAAACUAGGCUUCACAGGUCGGUCUGUGCAAAGCAUUGCUAAUGUUGGGGGGGGGUGUUGGAGGACAGCCUUUUGAAUCGAUCUGUUCGGACCUGAGUUCUCUGGGUCUGAAUUGUGUAGUUCAAAACCUUUCCUUUCUGGCAACGGGAGAGAACAGUCUAGGCAGUUUCAAGAAAAACAUGUUUUAUCACAAGCUCAGUAUUAAAACAUUACCUGGGCUGAUUGAUUUCAAACCUACAUAGAAAGUGUUUUAGAGAAGUUGGCUGGUGUUACCAUCAUUAACCAUUCAUUGUGACUGUCCCUGCGUAGCUGCGGAAGUGUCUUUCCAGAAAUAUGCAACACAGUGUGAUUAGUUUUUAAUUAGAGAAAACAGACUACUGCAGAGAUACUGAGCUACCUCAGCUUUUUGUAUUUUAGUUACCAACAGUGUUUAUGGAGAACUGUAAUCACUCUGCUCCCAUUUACAAACUGAAGCUAAGGUACUUGUCUCCACCUCUACGGCUAAUAGUAGUAUAGUGCUGCAGAGAAACAAAACAUGGGCCUUGGGCUACUGCAGUAAUCUAGAGUGCUUUGUAUAUUAUGGUUAAACAUAAUUCUAUCUUGGAUCUUUUUCUCCCCUGAAUGCCACUGUUUUUCUUCAUAGCUAAUGGCAGAAAAAGGUUUUAAGCAUUCAUGUACAUCUAGUUACACCUUCUAAAUGCAACCCAUGCAGAAACACUGUAUUUUUUAGGUGGGAAAGUGCGAUUAAAAACAACAAAAACAAGCAGAAAACACAUUUUAAAUGAGAUUCUUUGAUCUCAGAUUUGAUUAUGGGAUUUUUUUUCCAUGUUUCAUUUAGUAUUUAUUAGCAUCAUACCUGUUUGAGAUAUUUUUGUGUCUGGUACAUUAACAGCAUUUUGUAUUUUGAUGGAAAUUGUUACAAACUUUAAGAUUUGAUUAAAUAAAAUGUAGCAGAUUUUUUGUAGCAAGUUUCUGAUAAAAGGGUUUUUUGCAAGUCUCAGGUUCUUGCUGCAGAAUUUUUUAAAAAUAUUUAUUCCAGUUUCACUUACUCAAAGAAGUUUUUGUUCAAGUAACAGCAGCACUUGUGGAAGAUAAAACUGCAUACAUUUUUAGAUGAUAAUAAAUUUAUAUAAAUUAAAACAGUUGAGAAUUUUAGUCACCAGUGAGUGUGAAAAGCAAGUUUAAGCUAAUGCCUAGCAUUAAAAAUGGUUCUAAAAGGUCAGGUUUCUAAAGGAAAAUUUUUACUGUCAGUUGUUGAUUGGGAAAAAUCAUAAGAGGCAACUUUACUAAUUAAGGAGCUGCCAUGUUGUUUUAGAGAAAAGUAGCUGAUAUCAGAUGUUCUAGUGGACAGCUUACCUAAAAUGAUAUACUCGCCUUCCUAGCCCAAAUAACCACACUUCAGUUUUUGUUUUCCUUUACAGACGUCUGGUGGUUAUAGAGUUAAAACAGCUGUUAAUCUAUCCAUGUGGUCUAAACUUGUUUACUCUUUGUAUGUUUUUAAUUAUUUUUUUUUUGCCACAUAGCACUGGCAAGAGUUUGUACAAAUUGACCUCUCUUCCUUGUUUCUUGUUGUGAAAAUUGCAAAUAAACUCCUGUGUGAGUCCUUGUGCUGGGGUCAAUGAAAUGUAGCCGGCCAGAAGAAAGCAGUUUUUGUCUCUGGGGCUGGUGGGGCUGUCUUGGAGGUAAUAGAGUUGCUCUUGGGUGAAGUUGAUGGCUAUGGAGUUAAUUGUAUUUGCAAGCUUGAAUCUCACCUGUGAUUAAUUUUUUUGUUUUGUUUUGUUUUGUGUCCUCUGUAUUGUUACUUGAUUUCUUCAUAUGCCAAUGUAUUUAUAGAUUACUGGUUUUUGUAAUAUCUUGUCUUUUUUUUUUUUUUUUUUUUUUUAAUUAAGUUGGUGGGUCAGCUCUGGUUUUACCAGUCAGUCUCCUGAAUGGCAGGUCCUGCAGCUGAUAGUCAUUUAUUUUGUUUUUAUUUUAUUUUGUAAUCACAACAUAAGCUUGAAUUUGGGCUUGUACUUGCAUCUUUUGUAUCUUGUACAUUGGGUUAUUUAGACAUUGGGGAGUCCUGUUUGGUUUCAUUAACGUGUGUCUACUUUGUGGAUUAAGUAGACUUCCUUCAUCAACUAUGGUAUAUUUUGGAUUCUAUAGUUUUAUUCAGAACUGUGUUUAAAUUGAUGUUUUGCGUUUUGACUUCAUUUUACGUUAGUUUGAAGUAAGUUAUUUAAUUUUUUUGAACUUCUGGAAAUUUUGAACAUUUUACUGUAAUUUGUAAUAUAACUGCUGUGAAAUACUUGAAUAAAGAUGAUAAGAAAACACAGCUUUAGCUCCUUCAAAAAUGUAUUUGAAAGAAAUGCUGCCUCCUAGCUGAUUUCAGUCUUUUUCUUAGCAGACCUCCUUGAUUUCACAGUUCAGAUAUUUUACUCUGGGGUCUUGCUGUUUAGUUAUUUUGAGCGGUUUAAUUUGUAACUUUUGCUUUCAGUGUUUGUCCAUUAAAGAAAAAAACUUC